Molecule: messenger RNA, 1284 nt
Organism: [Candida] anglica
Lineage: Eukaryota; Fungi; Ascomycota; Pichiomycetes; Serinales; Debaryomycetaceae
Source: the annotation of a GenBank genome assembly
AUGAACUCACUUAAGAUAUUGGUCAAUUCAUGGGAUGCAUUAUAUCCGCCCGUGGGAACGUAUGACUCUGAAAAGGAAGACACAGGAAGUUCAGAAAAUAAUUUAGAUCUGCUCUUUAGAACGUCCAUUGAUCAGGAGAAACCUGGCGUGACUUCGUCCGCACGGAACCACGACGAUGAAGAAGAAGAACAAGAAGAAGAAGAGGAGGAAGAUCCUCAAGCACAACCAUCCAAAAUACUUCAAAAAGUGGAUUCAACCCAUCAAUCGCUAACUUCAUACGUCUUGUUUGUUCCAAAUUACCUCCUUUUUAAGCCCUUGGUGUUUACUUGGCUUUUGCUUACAUAUCCCUUCACCCAUUUCUUUGAGUCUGGAUCUAAAUCCGGUAACUCCAACAACAACAAUAGCAACAAUAACCAUGGCGAUUCGUCGUCUUCUAGUGCAUCCAAUACGUCACCAUCACUGGAUAUGGAUGAUGAAACACCUGUACCGCCUUCUUCCGAUGAAAAACUUGAACUCUUCAAGCAGGAAAAUAUGAUAUCAAACACCAUUAAAUCACCAUCAGCAUCAUCCAAAUACAUGAUCCCUCCUCCACAAAGACUAUACCCAUUGUCAAGAAACCCCAACCGGAAACGGAAACGGAAAACUCUCAUUCUUGACUUGGACGAAACCCUCAUCCAUUCGCUUUCACGUGGCCUGCCACGGUCAUUCAGCUCCAAUGGCUCUUCCAACAUGAUUGAAAUCAGAUUGAACAAUAUUUCAAGUCUCUAUUAUGUGUAUAAACGGCCAUAUUGUGACUAUUUCCUUCGUGAAGCUGCCAAAUGGUUUGAAUUACAAAUCUUCACUGCAAGUGUCAAGGAAUACGCAGAUCCCAUCAUCAACUGGCUUGAAUCAGAGAUUGCACCUUAUGUCACUGCAAACGCUGCGAAAAACGGGGACCCUGCAGCGGUCCAUGGUAAACCUCAAGUUCCCCUGGAACAACCGUCAGUCUUUACUAGACGAUAUUAUCGUACCGAUUGCACGUAUAGACAAGGUGUGGGCUAUAUCAAGGAUUUAUCCAAAUUUUUCCCCAGAGAAGAUGAUUUGAAGAAUGUGAUCAUUCUUGAUAACUCACCUGUGAGUUAUGCCAUGCAUGAAGACAAUGCCGUGAUGAUUGAAGGAUGGAUCAACGAUCAAGGAGAUCGUGAUCUUGUCAACUUACUCCCCAUGCUUCACAGUUUAAGUCUUUGUAUCGAUGUUCGAUACAUCUUGGGGUUACGAGGAGGAGAGAAAGUAUUUGAAAAUUAA